Nilaparvata lugens (brown planthopper) is the source of this 1569-nucleotide messenger RNA. RefSeq lists its product as uncharacterized. The transcript is spliced from 3 exons. Bases 1 to 1569 code for a protein of 522 amino acids. NCBI's taxonomy places the organism in Eukaryota, Metazoa, Arthropoda, Insecta, Hemiptera, Delphacidae. The record is from RefSeq and is a predicted model, not a curated record.
AUGGCUACGUCAAGUGGAAAAUUGUUGAAACUACCCAGUUUUCUUGCCCCGGAGUUUGAAGAGCAAGAAGACGAGGAAAGCAACAUCGAGAACAUGGACACCACCAAACCAUCAGAGAUCCAGUGUUCACCGGAUCGUUAUAUUAAAUCAAAUAAGCUCCAUUCAGCCGCCGAGCAUGCACUCUUCAUCGCCUGGAAGGAGUCGGAUGAGAAGAGAAAGCAGCUAGAGAAGAGCAACGUAGAACUUCAGCGGAGAAUUGAAGACUUAGAAUUGCGAUUUCAAAAAAUAGAACAGAACAUUCAACAACCAUGCAGUCCAGCAGUUGCUGAAAACUACUCAACUAAUGAGGAGGAGUUGGCAAAAGAGACUGAGUGGAUCAGGGCCCGUAACAAACGUACUACAAAGAAGAGGAAACUAAAUAGUACUUUGUCUCCUGAACCAAAGAAUGAGCCUACUGGUAACCAUCGUCAGUUGAACAAAAUCACCUCAUUGCAGAAGAAUAAAGGUGAGGAAAUAAAGAACAAGAAGAAAGAAACGCCACCGCCACCAAUCAUAGUGGAUGGUAUAAAGAGCCUGGAGUCUCUUCAUAAAAGUUUGAAAAAAGUGACUUCAGAUGAAAAAUUUAGAAUAAAGCUCUUGAGUAGAGAGACUUUCAAAGUAAAUUCAGUAGAUUCAGAAACGUACAGAAAUAUUACAAAAGAAUUAAUCAACGAUGGUUUCAACUGGCACUCGUAUGAAAACAAACAGGUGAGACCCAUAAGAGUGAUGAUAAAAAAACUUCAUCACUCCUGUAGUAUAGAAUCCAUAAUGGAGGACUUAAAGGCUAAGGGAUUGCUAGUGGUAGAUGUAGUGAAUAAGUUGAAGUGGAAAACUAAAGAACCAUUAGACAUGUUCAUGGUUUCGUUCAGCGCAGAAGAGAAUGUUAAGAAGGUUUUUGAACUUAAACAUAUUCUGGGUUGCAGAGUAGAAGUUGAAGCAUUGAAGAAAGUUAAUCAAAUACCUCAAUGUAAGCGUUGCCAGGCUUUCAACCACACUCAGGCUUAUUGCAACAAGGAGGCCAGAUGUGUGAAGUGCGCUGGAAAACAUGCAUCAAAGGAGUGUACGAAACCUAGUGAAGCACUACCGAAAUGCAUUCAUUGUGGUGAAGCUCAUCCUGCAAGCUACCGUGGUUGCUCUGUAGCAAUUGAGUUACAAAAAAUACGUAACUCGAGUAGGGUAGCCAGUAAGAAUAUAACAUCAAAAAAUGUUGUCGAUUCUCAGGCUCGGAAUGUGGCUAAUUCUCAAAGACAAGGCAACACUGAUUACUCACUAUGGAAGGCUUCUAAGAAAAUAAAAACACCCAUCCAACAAGUUCCCCCUAUUAGGAAACUGAAUAGACAAUGGGCCAAGAAUAAUGAAGAAAAGGCACAGGCAUUUGCUGAUCAUCUUGUGAAUGUCUUCCAGCCAAACGUUGCAGCUCAAGAAGAUCUAGAAAUUGAAGAUCUGCGUCAUCGGCGGUUCAGAAUCAAGGAGGCGGUGAAGAAGCCAGCGAAGGAGGAGGAGAAGACACCAACGGAAAGAAAAAGAUGA